AUGCAACAUAACAAAGAACAAAAUUGUAUUGUUCAAAACAAUUUUGGGUGUUUGAAAUGUGAUGAUACUUAUUAUUUUGAUGAGUCAACAAAACAAUGUGAAAGUUGUGAUCCAAGUUGUUUGACUUGUGUUGAAACUUCAACAAAAUGUCUCAGCUGUCCACAAAACACAUAUUUGUCAAAUUACAAAUGCAACACAAACAAUGACUUAAAUUUGACGUGUGACUG
This is a messenger RNA of Entamoeba invadens IP1, 227 nucleotides long. Its product is annotated as protein kinase domain containing protein. Lineage: Eukaryota; Evosea; Mastigamoebida; Endamoebidae. The annotation marks the transcript as partial. The transcript has a single exon. The record is from RefSeq and is a predicted model, not a curated record.